Fundulus heteroclitus (mummichog) is the source of this 3969-nucleotide messenger RNA. It is a transcript of the gene smurf1, whose product is annotated as SMAD specific E3 ubiquitin protein ligase 1. Gene Ontology annotation, molecular function: protein binding; ubiquitin protein ligase activity. The transcript is spliced from 18 exons. The record is from RefSeq and is a predicted model, not a curated record. Lineage: Eukaryota; Metazoa; Chordata; Actinopteri; Cyprinodontiformes; Fundulidae. Bases 248 to 2440 code for a protein of 730 amino acids. Gene Ontology annotation, biological process: ubiquitin-dependent protein catabolic process; negative regulation of BMP signaling pathway.
GAACAUGACGUCAGCCGCGUACGUGCUUGAGCCUGCCCGAAAAUGUUCUCCCGUGUUGUUGAAUUUCGAAGGAGCGCAGGACUUCGCGGCGAAAUAAUACAGUUUUAUCGGUGAGGAACCUCAACGCGGAGCGCAUGUUUCGCAGCUGAAGUCCUCCGCGGUUCCAUUUCUCGGCGAAGCUCGUGAUUUCGGCCGACUCCGAGGGAAACUUUGAGCGAUCCUUUUUUUUUUUCCUCCUCCCGGAGUGAUGUCGAAUCCUGGGAGUCGGAGAAACGGGUCCAGCAUCAAAAUCCGACUGACAGUAUUAUGUGCCAAGAACCUAGUAAAGAAAGACUUCUUUCGCCUACCGGAUCCGUUCGCUAAGGUGGUGGUCGACGGAUCGGGUCAAUGCCACUCCACAGACACAGUCAAGAGCACACUGGACCCCAAGUGGAAUCAGCACUACGACCUCUACAUCGGAAAGACCGACUCCAUCACCAUCAGCAUAUGGAACCACAAGAAGAUCCAUAAACGUCAGGGGGCGGGUUUUUUGGGCUGCAUACGACUGCUAUCCAACGCCAUCAGCAGGCUAAAAGAUACAGGAUACCAGCGUCUAGAUCUAUGCAAGCUGAACCCCUCUGACAGCGAUGCAGUGAGGGGGCAGAUUGUUGUGAGCUUACAGACGCGGGACCGCAUUGGCAGCGGCGGCCCUGUGGUGGACUGCAGAGGACUGCUGGAAAACGACGGACCCGUUUUUGAGGGGUGCUUCAGUGAAGAGCCGCUGCCCUACUCCGACCCCACCGGCGCUGCAGGGGGCGGGAACUGCCGGCUGGACUCGCCGGGUCAGGAUAGCCGUCCGCAGACUCAGCGAAUCAGGGGGCAGGACUCCAGAGGUCAUGGCCACACCCCUCAGAACCGACCUCAUGGGCAUCAGCCGCCUGAUUUGCCAGAGGGAUACGAACAACGAACAACCGUGCAAGGCCAGGUGUACUUCCUGCACACACACACAGGGGUCAGCACCUGGCACGACCCUCGGAUACCACGUAGGGAUCUGGCCAGUGUGAGCUGCGAGGAACUCGGCCCACUGCCGGUGGGCUGGGAGGUCCGAAGCACUGUGUCCGGCCGCAUCUACUUUGUGGACCACAACAACCGAACCACACAGUUCACAGACCCUCGUCUACACAACCUCAUCAGCAACCAACCCCAAGUGAAGGAAACGUCCCAGGCCCCACCGAUGGACGUGGGCGUCGACGAGGGUGGAGGCGGAGGGGUGAGCGGCGGAGGAGACGGAGACGUAGCGGUGCGCUACGAGCGGGACCUGGUGCACAAGUUGAAGCUGCUCCGCCACGAGCUGUCGCUGCAGCAGCCCCAAGCAGGACACUGUCGCAUCGAGGUGUCCCGCGAGGAGAUCUUUGAGGAGUCAUAUCGACAGAUAAUGAAGAUGAGGCCGAAGGACCUUAAGAAACGGCUGAUGGUGAAGUUCAGAGGAGAGGAGGGCCUCGAUUACGGAGGAGUGGCCAGGGAGUGGCUGUACCUGCUGUGUCAUGAAAUGUUGAACCCCUACUACGGCCUCUUCCAGUACUCCACCGACAACAUCUACACACUACAGAUCAACCCCGACUCCUCCAUCAACCCGGACCACUUGUCCUAUUUUCACUUUGUGGGCCGAGUGAUGGGCCUGGCGGUCUUCCACAGUCACUACAUCAACGGCAGCUUCACGCUGCCCUUCUACAAGCAGCUGCUAGGCAAACCCAUCCAGCUCAACGACCUGGAGACCACCGACCCCGAGCUGCACAAGAGCCUCGUCUGGAUAUUAGAGAACGACAUCACCUCGGUCCUGGAUCACACGUUUUGUGUGGAGCACAACGCCUUUGGGAAGUUCUCCCAGCACGAGCUCAAACCUAACGGCAGAAACAUUCCCGUCACAGAGGAGAACAAGAAGGAAUACGUCAGGCUUUAUGUGAACUGGAGGUUCAUGCGUGGGAUCGAAGCCCAGUUCCUGGCUCUACAAAAAGGAUUCAGUGAGCUGAUCCCACAGCACCUCCUCAAACCCUUUGACCAUAAAGAGCUUGAGUUAAUAAUCGGCGGACUUGGGAAGAUAGACCUGGCGGACUGGAAGGCCAACACCCGCCUGAAGCACUGCACCGGUGAAAGCAACGUGGUGCGGUGGUUCUGGCAGGCCGUGGAGGCCUUCACCGAAGAGAGGAGAGGGCGCCUCCUGCAGUUCGUCACGGGCUCCACUCGGGUUCCCCUACAGGGGUUUAAAGCGCUGCAGGGCUCUACAGGUUCUGCAGGACCAAGGCUCUUCACCAUCCACUUGAUAGACGCCAACACAGAGAACCUACCGAAAGCUCACACGUGUUUUAACAGGAUAGACAUCCCUCCCUACGAGUCGUACGAGAAACUUUACGAGAAACUGCUGACAGCCGUGGAGGAGACCUGCGGCUUUGCCGUGGAGUGAUGAAUCCACCGGGAAGACAAGAUGCACACAGCCACACUUGCUUGCACUUGCACAUCAACAAUUUUACAUGUAUGCACACACGAACUGAACUCCGUGUGUACCCCGGGGUACACGGAACCGCCAAGCAUUACAAGAACACACCGUCUCUUGCCACCUCUGCACCGCCGAACUGCCAGCGGUCGAACGAGGAAGCACAGCAGCAGCAGGAGGAGGGGGGGGAGGGAGGGGGGUGUCGGUGGGUAUUUUAAACUUUUUCAAAUAUUUUCAAGAAGCAUUUUUAUCCUUCAGUUUUAACAAGCUAUGAUGUCACUCUUGAGAAUGCGUAACCGCGGCAAAUUUGACUGGAGUGGCGCUGGAGUCUCCGGGCGCAAUCAGCCAAUCGCAAACGAGCCUGCAAGACUUUGAAUUCAGGUGGAGAACAAGGCGGGGGAGCGAUUUUUGUCGGUAACAAGCUGAUCGAUCGACCGGUGUUCAUGCUUUCAUGUUUAACCACUGUCGCGCGUCUCUGUGUCUCCGUCUGCAUGUGAGAGAGUGGGAUUUUUUUGUACGCCUGUUCUGUUUGUGUGUGCAUGUGUGUCGCGCAUGGCACUCAGUUAUGCUGUAAAGAUGAUCAAAUGAGCCUGGUCCUCAGUUGGUAAACUUUUUUUUUUUUUUUUUUUUUGUCUCUUACGUUUGUCCCUGCGACCACUCUGAUCCUCUCUGAUGUUUUUAUUAUUUAUUACUAAAUGAUUACUGACCAAGCUGCUAUAUGCUCUGCGAUGAGCCCUCACUAAUUUCUUAAUCGCAGCUCAACCUACCGGAGCUGAAGGGUCAAUUCUCAUGCAAUUCAAGUCAUCCACAAAGUGGAUUUUAUUGAGUUUUGUUACAUUUAACAUUCAUGUUACUGUGGAGAAAUACUCCUGUGGGUGUAUGAAAAAUGUUGGUCUUUUUAAAAUACCAGGUUACAUCAUCUUGAGUGUAAAGGAAGUUAACGUUUCCUGGCCGCAAUUUGAGAUAUGACACAAAUCUGAAAUUCCUAAUAUAUCCAAGAGUAUGUCCUGGAUUUUUUUUUUUGGUUUAUUAUUGUUAUUAUUAAUGAAAAUGAGCCUAAAGAUGCAAAGAAGAAGCCACUUCAUUUGUAACAUCUCUAUUUAAAACAAAUCCCUUAACUUUUUUUCUAAUACAUGUUUUAUCGCCCAUUUUGGCAUCUUUUUAUCGUCUCUAAAACGUGAUUUUUCUCUCUCUGCAGCCCGAAUGUUAGGAAAACUAUUCGUCAUCUUAAAGACCACAAUGAAUGAAUCGCUUUUCAACCAUUAAAAGCUCCAUAGAAGAGAAUGAAAUCCAAUUUUGAGCAAGAAACAUGUGGGGGAGGGGGGAGUUCUGUUGUAGAUUGAAGACUGUUAAGCAGUAUUAUUUCAAUCUGCCUUUUCUAUGGUCUAAUUUCACUGUGUAAUGGAUGCAAAAGUAUUGUAACUUACAAUGUACUAAACAUUUAUGAAAAAUACAAUGUAAAUAAGAUUAUAUUAAAAGAAAUAAAAUUGAAAAUACAA